AUGGUAACAGGUUGCUGGCGUGAAAACGACCGUGUUUACAUGUCGGGGAGUGCGAUGUAGCUGCGGUGCGUUACCACCAUCGGCCACGCGGGUGUCACCACAAUGAUGUGCCACGUUUCUAAGUGGGUGCAUGUACAAAAGCAGUUCUUGCAAACUCGAUUCGUAUUGUGGGUGUUGGUAAAUGGAUACGUAUAAAAGCUACAUUCUUACAAACUUUUGAUUCACACUGUGGGUGUUGGUAAACAGCAAGAGUGUAAUAUAUUGUCUGCCUUCAAUUCAGCUGAAUGACAGAUAUUGUGUGUAUGGAAAGUUUAUAUGACUGUCAACUUAUCUGUUCACAUAGUGGGGACAAAUACUCACACAUACCAGCUGAAUCAAAGAGCACAGGUCAUCAGGGCAAAAACAUGUUAGUGAAAAAAUUUUACAUUCUGUGUCAUAAACUCAUGAGUACUGAAUUGCUUGUACGUCAUUAUAUAUUAUGAUUCCUAUGUUGGUGUGUAUAUAUCUUGUGUGGUUAUGCUUCCAUGUAGCUUUAUAAUGUGUGUGGAUUUGUACCUAUACAUUUCCAUUUUUAUGACUGUUUGGCACUAGAAGUGGCCUGCCUAGUUGUUGGGAGAGACAGACUGAUAUUUAUAUAAAAGUUAUAAUUGCAGACUUUAGUUCUGGAGCUCUAAACUGCAAGGACUUAAAGAUAUAAAUAUUCAUUCUGGAGCUCUGAGCUGUGAUGACUUAAAGUUAUAAUUGCAGACAUUCAUUCUGGAGUUCUGAACUGUGAUGACUUAAAGUUAUAAUUGCAAACAUUCAUUCUGGAGUUCUGAACUGCAUGGACUUAGUUAUAAUUACUGGAGUUCGUUCUGGAGUUUUUAAACUGCAUGGAGUUAAAGUUAUAAUUACAGACAUUUGUUUUGGAGUUCUAACUGCAUGGAGUUAAAGUUAUAAGUACAGACAUUUGUUUUGGAGUUCUAACUGCAUGGACUCGUAGUUAUAAUUACAGACAUUUGUCCUGGAAGUCUUCAAAACUUAGGACUUGGACAGCAAUGCUUAAAUGGGCUCAACAAAGGAAAGGUAUGAGCAGUACGGUGAAGAGGGGGUCAAGCCCCCCUCCCGCUGGGGUGGGCAAGAAACACCACCUUGCCCAGAACAAUGGCAGCGGCCCCCCUCCUCUCUCAUACCCGGAGCCCACUGAUGAUGUCAACAUGAAUGAGGUGAUGGAUGAGAAGGUGGAACUGGAGUUCAUACAGCCGAAUGGAAAAACAAGCCAGAUCUCCAUAGAUUCGAGUGUACCUAUGUGUGACCUGCGUAUUCAGCUGGCCGCACGCUGUAAGGUGAGCCCGUCGGGGUACAGCCUGGCAGUGUUCUCGGACGACACGGGCAAACUGCUGGAGUACAAAGCCAACCAGACAAUCGGAUCCCUGGAGGGACGCACUGUGCAGCUGGUGCUAAAAAACUCCCACAGUGACAAAACAAAAAAGUUUCAGAAGGAAUCCACCAAGGGUGUCCGCCCCUUCGAGAUGACUCACCGGUUCACAGUAAACCUGCCUCACAACCAGAAGACGGUGGUUCGAAUCAGCCCGUCGAUGACCCUGGAGCAGCUCCACAUGAAGGUGUGCCAGGACAAGAAUUUCGAACCAUCUCGCUACACGUUCCAACACGCGGCCAACCCACAGACCAGUCUGUCGGCCAAAAUGACCAUCGCUGAUCUGCAGUGUCAGGAAAUAAACUUUGUACCCAUUGGAAUGAUGGACUCUGCGCAGUCAAUGCCGAAUCUGGCCCAGGACUUUGUGCCGGCGUACAUGCCAACCACGGAGACGAAGAAGAAGAGAGGAUUUCUGUCGUUUCUUAGAAAAGACAAGAAACUCCGACUGCAUGACGUCCAGAGUGACACCGGUCCUGUCAUCAGUCAGAAACAUUCUUCCGUAAUAGUGAAAACAUCGACAACACCUCCGCUACGGAGAAACUCAUUCGGACAGGCACGUCCUAAGUCGAUGUUUGCAGGAACUGCCCCAGCCCACGAUGAACAGGUCGAAAAUGGAUUUGCACUAGCAAAGGAAAAUGCAACAAAACCAGCGACAAAAGGAGGGAAAAAACGACCUGCACCUCCCCCGCCGCAGAAGAAAGUGGCUCCCCCUACUGUAGAAAUCAAGGUGAAGGACAGUGGUUCUGACGGGGACAAGAACAUUGUGGUUGAGAAGCCGGACCAGGUGAAAAUAUCUGGGAAGGUGGACACAUCACGGAAUGAGAUAACCGUACAAGCCGAUGUUAACGGCAGUAGCAGCAGCAGCAACAACAGCAGUGUGAAAAAUGUGCAGCGUCUUCACUCACGCAACAGCUCCGACUCGAGUGGCUACCACGAACUGACGCUGAGUGGCGCCGAGUCCCCAGAGGCUCACCGCGUGUCGACGGCCUUCAAAACGAGCAUCGAUGCAACAUCCAUAGAGAGUACGGAAAAUAACAUUAACGACAUCUCUCGUGUUCAGUCCACCAGGGCAGCUCAGGGGGUGGUUGUGCCCGGCGACAGUCAGACGCUGCCGUUAAACAGAGCCAGCAACAAGCCGCCUCGUCGAUCACAUUCUCUGGAGCGGAACGACAAGUCAAGUAAAACAGCUCUACCUUCCUCCAAAAAGAAAAGAGCACCAGCUCCUCCAGGUAAAACCCAGGUGUCUCAGAAAACCGAAUCAGACUUGUCAUCUAGUCACAUAGAAAAGAAGUCAGACUAUGAUGAGAAACCAAAACAUGAAGAAAACACAAGAACACAAGCUGUGGUGGUUGAGGAUGCUGGACGCGAUGAAGUUGAUGCCAGCGAUGUUGACACAGGGAUGAUGAUGGUGGAAGACACGUCCAUCUGUAGCGAAGACAUCGACAACAUUGAACAGGCCAAGACGAGGCCCUGUGCAUUCGUCGCUCCCCCUCCACCCAAUGAACCCCCUCCCCUGGACAUGCCCCCAGUGGAUUACAGUCCUGCCCUUGCCCAUCGCAAGGCUCCAGAUACUAUAGAUGCUGAAACGGAAGUGAAUGACAACGCAUCGCUUGGACCUUCAAGUGCAAAGAACUCACCACAUUCCGUUCAUAGCCGCACCAAUAGUCAAACGAGUACAUGUUCGGCCAACUCUGUAGACGACGUUGGCCUGUCAUUCGAACAGACCAUAGCAGCAGCCGAGGAGGCCCUGGCCAAUGAACAGCAACAAGAAGCUGAAUCCAGUUACAAGACUGAGAUGGCUGUAUUUGUGGAGAGAAUGAGCAUCCUCACAGAAAAUGCUGACACAGUGAACACUUCUGAGACGGAUAACAUACUGCAGGUUAUAGACGACCUGGAAAGUAACUCUGACACGGGGUCAGUGAUCCGCCACGACAUCUCAACCAGCAGCGACAUUGGCCUUCACAAACACUCCGGGUCCGAGUCUGGGUCCAUAGCAAGCUCAACUCAUGUGCGACAGAGCUCGGAAAACUCACUGAGUCCUCGCAAUGAUAUCCUUACUGAACAGUCCAACUUUGACAAUGAAGUGGCUGAGAUUUGCCUCUCGGUGCCUGUCGUACCGCCCCCGCCUGAAUUUCAGAAUGACUCUGACCAAUUGGAUGAAGUGGAGCAAUCUGCGAGAGAUUCACCAGUUGUGUCGAAGUUCCAGCUGGAUUUGUCUUCUCUGGAUAGAGCCGAUUCAUCGCCUGAUCAGGAUGCUGGGUCACCAACGGGUGAUGUCUAUGAGGAGGAGGAGUACCAUGAAACCAUUGAAGAGGUGGUUGUGAAUUUCGCCCCUCAGAGUGGUUACACGUUCGGUGGAGCGUACCGUAUUCCUGACCUCGAGUCCAGGAAGGAGAACAUGCGUGUGUCCAAUUCACCACGUUCUCAAAGCACAGAACCAAAACUCAGUUACAGCAGCUUUGAUGCAGGAUUAAGUUCCAACAGAGAAACUAGGUCUAAACUUGAAAAUAAUGCCCCCAGAGAAAAGGAAGAAUUUGUGCUCUCUUUGGAUGACCUUCAGAAUAUCAGCUACACUGCAGGAUCACGGAAACAAAACAAACAGCCAAACACUGUUGUUGAGCGGGUCAAGAAGGAUGAUUCACAUCAGGUGGUUGAUGAAUAUUCAUGUUCUUCAUCUCGAGACUAUGUGCAGCCUGAACCACUCUACUCAGAUGUGAUCGUGACUGAUCAGAAAUCAUUGCAGGAGGACGUCAGACAGCGAUGUUCAGACCUCAGCUUUCCUGCACAUUCAGAAGGAGAAGUGGACAGCUUGCUGGAAGAGAAGUCCAUAUCUCAAAUAGCUUUGCCUGCAAUACGAACAAAUGUCACAUCGACGCCAAACGAUCUUUCAGAAUCGGACAGCGACUCCGACAAAUACACAUCAACUACUUCUGUUGUGUUGGGCUCAGCCAGGUCCUCCAGUUCUAAGACUGUUGAUUCCGAUUUACCAGGAGGUUAUGUAUUAGAGGUGUCCUCUAACGAGAGACCAGACUCUGUUGGUAAGAGUCAUUUGAUGGUGGGGGGUAUGGACAAUGGCAUGACUCUUGGUGGUGGUGGUGAUGAGGAUGAGGAUGAGGAUGACUUGGAGAAGCAGCAGCUUGCCAUGCAGGAGCGGUAUGAGAUGCUGCAGAGACAGUUCAACGAGUGGCAGCAGCAGCUGCUGGACAACCAAAGACUCCUGGCCAGCAAGCAGAUCGUGCCGGAGAAGAGUCAGAGUCUGAUGAUGCAGCAGAUGCAGAUGCAGCAGCAGCUCAUGAUGCAGCUUCAGCAGAGCAUGCAGGCUCUCAAUCUGCAGAAACAGCAAGGCAAAUCGGCCUCCUCCGUGAAAAACGAUAUUCCUACAGUGACAGCUUCAGAAAUGGACAGGCCACUUGCAGCAUCAUCAAAGGAAAGUCGGUUUGAGAGUGUGCCUGAGGUUGAGAAAAAGAUAAAUGUUGUUGAAUCUGCUUCUUCUGUCAGGACAGAUGCAGGAUCAGUUCCUCCAGCACCUCCUGCAGCCCCGACUCUUCCCAAACAAGGACAGUUUGGCUUGAAGGCGGUGAAGAAGGAACGGCCCAAACCUGAUCCCAAGAGAUUCGAGAGGCAGCUUGAUCCAAGGGAAGAACUCAUGAUUGCAGUCCGAACAUUUGGAGGCCUGAGUGGUUUAAAAAUGGUGCCUGUACAGAAGACCAACUGGCAUGUGAAUGCUGCUGAUGCCAAAACUGGACUGUGAUCUGGAACACUGCUGUAAUGAACUGGUGCAACUGUAUGACCACAUCUCACCACUUGGUAUCACUCGUGUCACUAUUUCAGACAGUGUUACUACUUCAGAACAUGUGAUACUAUUUCAGUUUCACUAUUGUAGUCUAACAUCAAAUUUCAUUAUCGCUAUUUCAGACAAUGUGACACUAUUUCAGUUACUGUAUCAUGAAUAAUGUGACACUAAAAUUCAGACAGUAUGACAUUAAAUUUGUAUAGUGUGAUGCUAAAAUUCAGAUAGUGUGAUGCUAUUUCAGACUAUCUGUGACCGGUCCAGAGGUAACCUGCUUUAGAGAAGAUGCUGCAGUGUUUCUCUUUGUGAUAUUUCACUGGACCGACUCUUAACAUGGUGCUCUUUUCUCCAUUCAAGUCGAGUGAUGAACUGAGUGACUAUCAACAGUGACUAUCAAGUUCAGUGCAUAGAGCCUGAUAUUCAUAGGAUGCAUGGUGAUACAUUGAUAGGAACUGAGUGACUAUCAACAGUUGAAGUUUGAUGUAUGGAACCUGGUAUUCACUGUGUGUGUGGUUGUAUAUUGAUAUGGACUGAGUUACUAUCAACACUUGAAGUUUGAGGCAUGGGACCUGGUAUUCACACACACAAUGUGUGGUGAUACAUUGAUAUGAACUGAGUGACUAUCAACAGUUGAAGUUUGAGGCAUGGGACCUGGUAUUCACUGUGUGUGUGGUUGUAUAUUGAUAUGGACUGAGUGACUAUCAACAGUUGAAAUUCGAAGCAUGGAGCCUAGUAUUAAUUUUCAAAGACGGAUCUCGGAUGUCAGCUCUAGUUCAUGUUCAACAAUAUUUGCAAUAAUAUCCAGUUUGAUCAAAGUCAUAUCAGACUGAGCCUGCUUUACAUUCCUAAAAUCAACUAUGGUGUUAGAGCUAAAACAUUAAAUCCUUGAAUAUAUACCUUUGGUUUCUAUGAUUAUUGUGUAAGACAUGUUUUGAGAAUGUUUAAAGAGGCUUUCUCUUCAUAGAAUGUACUGGUAUGCUAAUUUCGUAAUAACUAUUAUCUACAGGUUGGGUAAUAUUACAAGAAUAUGGCCUUCUAUUCUGAGUGCUUGUUUUAGAGCUCAAGAGGUAUUUUUUCCUUCUGAGUUUAGACCUCUGUGUUUAUAGCAAAUCUGGUUAAUAUGGCCUGAACUGAAGACCUGGUGUACACAAGCAUUGGGCUGUAUUCAAGGAUUUACAACACUGUGAUCAUUCCAGUCGUAUAUCAGAUGUAACCAUAUCAGAUGCAUUAUAACUGGAGUGGUUUGGUUACGUUACUGUACUACAUGUAUAGGAUGCAUCUCUGUAGCCUUGAUAUACAUUGUAUUAUUCUACCUUAGGCCAUAAUAAAAUAAACUACAGAUUUUCAUCCCUGGCUGCCCUGAGAAUAUGGACUCACCUCCAUUUUUGUUCAAGUCCAACAUUUGUUCUAGUUUGACCUUUAAAUAUAUAGUACUGUGAAACCCCUCGGGUACCCCUCUAAACGGGACACCCUUAGGACCAAGUAAAAUGUUUGUUUAAAGAGGUAUCUGGUUUAGAGAGGUUAAAUUAUGUACUGAUUAUUAAAAAGGGACUCUGAAAAAUGUCCAGUUUUAAAGAAAGUCUAGUAUACAGAGUGUACAAUUUGACUAUAUAUGAUCUUCCAUGUCCAAUAUCCUGAAAUAUAAAAAUAAAAUUUCACACCCACCCUGAUUUAAGAUUAUUAUUAUUUAAAUCUAGCGUUUAAUUUAUUAUGGCCUCAAUGACGUAAUCUGGAUGUAACUGGAAAAUAAUUGGCAAGGUGUUCAUUAUCAUUAUCAUUCAAAAUUGGAGACAUUUGAGAAAACUAGGCAGCUAUAUUUACUGGAUACAGUGAGGUGUAGAUAUAGCUGUAAGCUUGAAAAGUAGGUAGUGCCAGUGAAAAUCCCUGCAUGUUAUUUAACUAAUGAACACAUUGAUGGCCAUUAAAUGUCAAUUAGAAUAUGAGAUGCAAACUGAGAUUUGGUUAAUAAUGUACACUGAUGUGAAACAAUGGUCAUGAAAUAUGUACACAUCAUACAAGAUUUGGUCAGUAAAUCUAUAGUUUUAGGGUCCGAGGAUAAACUAGUGCAGUAACAAAUGACAGAGCACCUGGUAAAAACCCUUAUUUAUGGUGCACUUGAUGUUCACAAAACUUGUUUCUAGAAAUAAUUCUCUGGUAGAAUUGAGUUUGUACAUACAUGUAUUAUCUUUUUACAGUUAAUUCUCUGGUAGAAUUGAGUUUGUACAUACAUGUAUUAUCUUUUUACAGUUAAUUCUCUGGUAGAAUUGAGUUUGUACAUACAUGUAUUAUCUUUUUACAGUUAUUUUGCAGGGCUUCUAGAAAUAUUAGUUUUUAAUCCACUAGUCAAGGGAUCAGUGAUUUUUAAGAUUUAUUAGCCACAAUUAAAAAUUCACUAGCCCUACUUCAAGUAAACACAGUUUUAUUAAUAGUAAUUCAAUAUGUUGCCUAAAGAGGGAGACAGAGCUUAAAAACCCUUAGAUUUGGGAGGGGGUGGAACAGGACAUUCAUAUUUACAAAAUAGUCUUUAAAGACAGAACUUGACAACUUUUUUUCACUAGCCAUUGAGCAUGAAAUUGGUUGUUAUUUUUAGCCCAACAUUGAAUAUCACUAGCCAUUGGGAGUGGGGCUACCAUAAUCUAGAAGCCCUGUUUUGUUACUUCUUCACAUUAACUGGAACCCUGCUAUUCAUGCUAUGAUUGAAACUUACAUUAACAUUGUCCAUUUACAUUUUUCUUUGUUCUUCCAUGAUGGAUUUCACAGCCAGUCUGUAGUGAUCAUAAUUUACAAACUUACAUCCAAUCAAAUCAUGUAUCUUGUGCAUAGCAUACAUCCAUCCAAUCAAAUCAUGUGUCUUGUCUACAUGUAUAUUUAGUCCAAUCAUUUAUCUUGUAUCUACAUCCAAUCAAAAAUGAACAUCCAGAUCAAAAGUUGAUGAAUUUAUAACAGAAUUGGAUACUGCUGAUGAGUAAACAUUCCAACAUAAUUAAACAUCCUAGGCCUAAUUUACGAAGCAUGUUUUUCUUAAAUGUGAAAAUAAAAAACAGGCUUUGUAAAUUCGGCCCCCUGUUUCCAAUGCCUUAAUCAGAUAUAAUGUUCAUAUUGGAGAUUAUUAAAUCGUGAUUUAAAUUUUACAAACGACUUGGUAGUCUUACAAAUAACUGUUGACAUUUCGAAUUAUUUUUUGACAAGCGUUGCACAUAAAUGUUAUAUACAAAUAUAUUGUUUUGUAUUUUUUAACCACUACUAUGGAAUGAAUGAAACUAUGGACACAAGAAUAGUUAGAAUAUAAUUAUUUUAUUCUGAGAUUCAUUUUCUGUAAUUAGUGGAACACCUUGUAUUUAUAAAUGACAGUGUUUGUGAGACAAUGAGAAACCUUGAUUUGUCACAGGUUGAACACAUUUUCCUGUUUACCAUAACUGAUAACAUUUAGAAUAACAGAAAAAAAGUCAACAUUUGGCAGUUUGUAAGCUAUUCAUGGAAUCGUUCACAAUUGUCUUCCCCAUUCCUGAAUAGACAUAAGAUGCUUGUAGUGAACUGUGAUAGACCUGUCACAGUCACAUGGAAUUUAUCCUGAUUUUUUUGGAAUUCUGAUGUUUCACAUCAUUGAAAACUGUCUGUCAGUGUUCUUUGAUGAACAGCUCAUAGGUGUAGUAGUGUUGGUAUAAAGUGCUCCUACUGGCUCUAGCUAAUGAGAUGUUCCCUAUUAGCUCAGCUGGUAGAGCUCUGGACUGUCAUACUUAGUCUGUGGUUGGAAUUCCUACAGUGGAGGUUGAUUUUUAUCUGUUACAUAGGAAUCCCCUGGGUUUUUUUUUAAUAUUCCAUAUUUUGUGGUUAAUAAAUUACACUGUUUAAAAUAAAGAGGUGGGGAUGGGAGGGGGACAAAUAAGUGCACGAUUUCAUAUUUCCGACAUACUGUGUAUUUCACACUCUUCACACACAAUUCUCUCCCUUUCAUCUGAGUUCCUUCAGUCAUUAAAGUCUAAAAUGCAGGGGCAGAUACAGAAAUAUUUUUUUAUGGGGGUGGGGCACUAAUGAGAAAAGGGCAUCUAGAUGGAAAAAAUAUUAAAAAGGAGGCACUUUAAAAACAAAUGGGUGGAGGUCACCUGGUCAUCCCUUAGAUUUGCCUCUGUUGCAAAAUCAAAUUUUUAAAUAAUUAUGAACUGAUCUUUCAAAUUAUUUUGUAUAGCAAUACUUCAAAAUUAACUUUACUAGUUUUGGGAUGUUUUUUUGGUUAUUUAUAUAAAACAAUAUUUUUUAAAAAUGUUUUUUUUAUAGGUAUUUUGGAUGAGUUUUUCUGCAUAAUGGCGGGUGUUUGAUAUUUUUAAAUGUAGUUGAUAAUUAUCAACUAUGAUUCAGUAUGAGGAGUGGAUUGUAUUGAUGGUCAUCUAUAUAUAUACACACACACACAGUAGAAUCUCGUUGGGUCAAAUACACUGCAGUGCUCGAACCAAAAACGAAGUCCAAAGUUACACUUACACUUUGUUGACCAAAUGGUUAGGUCGAACUAUUUGAUGUGUCGAACACAUUCUUGAGCACCAAUGGGGUUUGAACCAACAGCAUUCAACUGUAGAUAUAGAGUGAGUGACCAAAUACAAACAAACUGCUAGUGUUAAAGGCAUGGUGAAUAAACUGCUAGUGUUGAAGACAUGGUGAAUAGACACAAGUUAGGCAAUGUGCAAUAACUGGACAACUAGACUACCCACCUACGUUACUGUAACAUGCACCUUGUGAUGAUAGCUAGGCGUACGAUGUUCAUAUGCAAUAUUUAUUAAAACAAUAUACUCAUUGAGCAAGUUAUACUAACGCUUGUUCAUUUCACAUAUUUAUCAUAUAGAUUUCCAUUAUAUUGUGUGUAUAUUUUGCCAGUAGUUAAACAACAGAGGUAUUUUUACAUUGUUAUAUAUACAUAUACAUACAUAUAUUGUUUCAGUAAAUACGCAUUUAUGUUAGAACUUUGUAUUCUUUGAUAAAUAAUAUAUUGUUAGUAUUCAACUCACCUGUAAAAGGUGAAAUAUUGUAUGAGGUCUAUUUAUGCCUUGCAAUGGAGAAGUCAUUUGUAUAUUUAGCAUAUGCAGUGGAGCUAGUUACAGGCGAAUGUGCUAUAGAGGGCACUGUGUAAAGCAACUAUGUGUAUGUCCUUUGUCCACUGUAUAUUUACUAUACAUGUAUUUAUCUGUAUAUAAAGGUCACAUGUUAAAUGGCCAUCUUUUGUAGGCCCUCUGUAUGCAUGGUCUUGAUAGAGGUUCAGCAGUUUAUAGAUUUUUUUCUUCUUUGUAAACUAGGACAUACAUAUAUGUAUAUACCGAACAGCUCGGACAUAAGAAUUUGGUACCUUCAGCAAUUUUGAAAGGUUUUUGCCAAAGGCAAAAUGUUUCAGCAAUUUUGAGCCUGCUUAUGGCAAUUUUUAGCCUGCCUAUGGCAAAUUUGAGACUGCCUAUGGCAAUUUUCAGCCUGCUUAUGGCAAUUUUAAACCAGUAGCUUUUGUAACAAAUAAAAAAACCUAAAGUGUCCAUCAAUUGACGGUAAUAUUUUUUUAUCUACAAAAGAACUCUCAUCAGUAAAGAUUCUGACCUACGGCAAUUCAUAUCAGACACAGCAAUUUUUGUCAGUGAUGAGUCCUGCGUGUAUAUACGACCUACAUAUGUACAAGUAGAAUAAUACCAUCAUUCCUCGCAUGGUGAUAGAUAUCUGUGAUUCUAUACGAGUAUGCCAGCUGAGGUGCACAUGCAUGCAUUGAUUUUCAUUACAAAAUGGUUGUCCUGGUUUUUCAGUUAACAAAUAGUAUGUCCCUCAGGUGUGUUUGUAUUUGAUAAAACUCAGUGGUACAUGCCAUGCUGUUUGAUGGAAUGUUUCAAAAUACAGACUUAGUCCAUAUGCAGAUACCGGUAUUACAGUGUUACAUGAUACAAGACCAUGCGGAUCAUUGGUUUUAACUAGUAGAUGAAGACCAAUGUGACAAAAUCAAGACUAUAUGUAGCUUGACAAAAUCAAGACUGACUUGUGAAAAUCAAGAUUAGUUUGACAAAAUCAAGACUAGCUUGACAAAAUCGAGAUUAGUUUGCAAAAAUGAAGACUGACUUGGCAAAAUCAAGAUUAGUCAAGUUGGCGAUUACGUAACUUUGUUUUUUGUUAUACUGAACUAUUUCUAUUUGAAGUAAAUUGUCAAGUAUUCUUUUAUUCAAGACAUGUUUUUGUAACUUGAUAUAAUACCUGUAUUUUGAUAUUCUACUGUAAUCAGUGCGUACUGUUGAAACGCGGUUGUUGCCACGGUAACUGGACCUGGCAUGUAGUCCGUACAUGUAUUCUACAUGUCUUUCAUAUCAUUCAAUAUGUUUGUAUAUUGCCGCAUAAUGGGAACGUUUUCAUACCAGUUUUUUAAUAAACAAUGGUAGGACCAUCACAUGGUUGUACUGUACAUAACCAAUGAUAAAUCUUCGUUUUGUGGAGAAAUGUAAACACCUUGCCUGCCAACAUAAGUAAGUGAUGAGCUUUUCUUUAGGGUUUUUAAUAAACAUUUCAACAAAAUGGGUUUUGAACCAAGUGUUUGACAGUACACGGUCUUAACUACUGGUUACGGUGCUUCAAUUUUUGUAGAAGUCAUGUCAGAUAGCCGAGUGGUUAGGACAUUGGACAGGACAUUGGACUGUCGAAUGCCAUGGGAAUCGGUGCGGUAGGUUCAGAGCCUGCCAGUGGACAUUUUGUAAUUUUAAAUAUUAAUAAUAUUAGGUUAUUGUAUCACAAUAUCCUCAUAGCUCCUGGAACCCCUGCUGCCACCUCCCUUCCCUCCACCUCCCUUCCCUCCACCUCCCUUCCCUCCACCUCCCUUCCCUCCACCUACCUCCCCUCCACAUUUCUGGUCCUGCUACACAAUACCUGCUGGAGCAAUCUUGUUUGGUUACAAGGACACUUCCAACAGCAUGAAAUGUUUUUAUCUUAAAUCUGUGAAAAAUACUCCUCCCCUAUCGACCCCCCCUCCCCCGCCAAAAAAAAUAAAUAAUACUAAUUUAUAAAAAAAAUCCCAUAAGAUUUGAAAUACUGAUUAUAACACCGCUAUAUGUGGUUUAGUCCAAUUUUAAUUUAUAUUCAUUAAGCUAUAUAUGCAUUCUUGAAUUGACAUACAAUUUCAGAGCUAAUGGUCUUUUAAUGCUAAGCCAGUAAUUUAAUAAUAAAGACAACAGCCAUAUCAAAUAAUUGUUUAUGAUUAGAGAAUUAUGCCCCUGAACCAACUCAUAAAUGAAUUUGUUUUAACUGCUCAAUAGUUCUUGUGUUGGCAGGUAUAGUAUAUGUCAUUAAUUCAUAUAGUCAAAUCUUGUAAAAUAGUUAUAGGAAGUCUUAACAUUUAAUCAAGUCUAAAAGUUAAAUAUGUUGUUUUCUAUUAUUGUUCAUAAAAUAACUAUAUUUGUGUACAUUUGUAAUGAAAUUUAUGCAUACAUAUGCAAGUUGGUUUUUGGUGCCAAAACCAAAAUAAAUGAAAAUGUUUUCA
This is a messenger RNA of Gigantopelta aegis, 12690 nucleotides long. RefSeq lists its product as uncharacterized. NCBI's taxonomy places the organism in Eukaryota, Metazoa, Mollusca, Gastropoda, Neomphalida, Peltospiridae. Gene Ontology annotation, molecular function: actin monomer binding. The record is from RefSeq and is a predicted model, not a curated record. Gene Ontology annotation, biological process: signal transduction.